Messenger RNA from Durusdinium trenchii, 1446 nucleotides. Lineage: Eukaryota; Dinophyceae; Suessiales; Symbiodiniaceae. The record is from the annotation of a GenBank genome assembly.
AUGACCGACGUUGAGCUAAUGCAUUUGAAGGAUGCCCGUUUGCUUGCCAAGCACAUCUUUGAAUUGGUGCAGAAAGAGAUACGCAGCGAGAAUGGCUAUGACCAGAUGAGGCAAGUGCUCUCAGACAUCGCUGAACUUGUGCGAAGUCAGGAAAGGCGAGUGUCCAAUUUGCAAGUACAGCUCAGAGCCCUUUGCUGCAAAGAUAUGCAGUCUUUGCAAGAAGCGCUGGAGAAAAGUCUUUCCAAUUCUAUCCUUUCCAUUGAUGAAAACGAUGCCAGCAUAUUCAUGCUUGUACCCAGGAAGACAUUCGAGGCCUUCUAUGCAGCACUCACUGACAAUCUACAAAACCUUGCAGAGGACACGUAUGGCAUGUAUGGUGACAGAGAAAAGGCUGAUGCGGAACUUGACACUGCUCUUGAUUGCCGGGCACCUCUCGUCAAAGAAGUUCUUUUGAAAAUCGGAUCCCUAUAUAAAGAACAUCGCUUCACACCUCAGAGCGAGGAACCACGGGAUGUUCAGCCACAUCACACAUUCAUUGAAUCACGGGGGGCUUCUCCCAGCAGCUUGAGCAGACAAGAGCGGCGACAAGUCAUUGACAAUGUGUGUGACCUGCUUAAGCGCUUAGGCAUAGAUUGCGAAACAGUCUAUUUGCUUGAAGGCAGUUUGUGGAUUGUCCUGAGAACAGCCCAGAAACUAGAGAUGGAUAAGGAACUCAGUCUUGAGAGGGAGCUUUCUGUGUACAUCCGUGGGUGUGUUGAAAGCAAGAAGCUGGGUUGGAUCUUUGCACAAGAUCCUGAAGUGAAGAGAACAGCACUGGUUCCUCCUGUUGUCCUGAACCUGGUCCGUUUUGCAAGCGACAUUUGCGCAAAGUUGAAGCGCGAAGGUUGCAAUGACGACUUUUCAUGUACGUGGCUGGACGUGUUGGGGUUGAAAGAUAUCCUGUCGCCAACAGUGGUUGGACAGCAGUUGUGGCUGCUGGUCAACGGGCAGGAACUGGAUGAUGACCAUUUGCUGCGUACCACUACUGGUUUGCAGAUAGUGUUCCGCCAACUACUUCUCGAAUGGCAUCAUCAGCAUUCACGUUCGAUCCAGAGUCGGGAGCGACCAACGCUGGCAGCUUCUUCUGCUGAAGCAUCGCCGCCAGCUGCACUACAGACCGCAAGAAAUGUGAUACUCGAUUUGCAUAAACAACUGGUGUCUCUCCCAAAGACACAGAAGAGGCUUCUGAAGUUGGCUGCAGUUCCGUUGAAUGCUCCACCUGCCUUGAUUGACGAGUUCAGCAGGGUAUUGAAAGCUCUUGGUCAGCCGGUGACGACACGUGGCGGGCCAUCUACGAAUGAUGAAGUGGAUGGUGAAGUGGUAGCCACUUUGGACGCUUUGCUCGCGAACAUUGAGAGCAUGGGUUGCGAGAAUGCUUUGGAUCACUUUAUUGACGAAUGGAAAUAG